Heterocephalus glaber (naked mole-rat) is the source of this 1497-nucleotide messenger RNA. It is a transcript of the gene Meikin, whose product is annotated as meiotic kinetochore factor. Gene Ontology annotation, biological process: meiotic sister chromatid cohesion, centromeric; female meiosis chromosome segregation; homologous chromosome segregation. NCBI's taxonomy places the organism in Eukaryota, Metazoa, Chordata, Mammalia, Rodentia, Bathyergidae. Gene Ontology annotation, cellular component: kinetochore. The record is from RefSeq and is a predicted model, not a curated record.
GCGGGAUCGCGGCCCAAGGCGCCAGUCCUGGGGGUCCUGCCUUUCGCCUUCUAGUGUCAGUGGAGCUGUCUCUCCGCCGCGCCUGGGUCGUGUCUCUCUGCCAGGGUUCCUCAGGAAGGCGACCACACAGACUGUUGAGGGCCCAGCGGGUCUCAAGGCCUGGGGGUGGGAUGGCGUUGUGGCCGCUGCGAGUCUACCCUCGCAAGAAGCGGGCGGGCCAGAGGUUCAACCUCACACCGACGCUAGACCUAGGCCCGCCCGCGACGACCGAGGCCCGGCCAGGCCCGAAGGGAAAAGGCAAAGAGCGCGGUUUGUCAAAGAUUGCUGAGAAAGCUGAGUGGGGCAGGCUGGGAGGUAGCGGCUCUGAGCUGCCAAGCCCUCAGUUGAAAGAUACAGGAGAGAAAAGUCUGCAAGAAAGUAACCCUUGCGAAGAGACCCAGAAUGAGAUUGCUCCAUUGAGCGAGUCAGUGACUGAUGACCUCCAGGUUGACAGUAGUUCAUCAGAUAGUGAGCUAGUAUCAGGACCAAGUUUACAACAUGAUAUUUCCAGUUCUCUUCUGAGCUAUUCAGUCACAGAGUCUUACACAGAAUUCAACAGUGUUGAAGAAAAUUUAAGUAGCUUUUCGUCACCUGAACUGUUCAGAGGAUCAAAUUAUUUGGAUUGGGAGUGUCCCAAAUUGACAGAACACGUGCAGUGCAAGAAUUCUACUCUCCUGGACAGCAGUAAAGCAGUGGCCGUAGAGAAGGCACCAGAGUUUUCAAACCUCUCUGCAAUUUUGGAUAAUGCAGAUUGUGAGGUUUUACUUGCUGAGAAAAUUUGCCCUUCAACCUCUGAAGAAACAGAGAAAAAACCUGAAAAAGAUUCAGAAGAUAGAGCUACAAAUAUUCAGACAAAGUUAAAUCAUCAUGCACAAAUCGACACUGUGUCAUCCCACCACAGGCUUGCUCUUGAAAGCAGUGCACCUAGCUCAGUUACUGGAGUUCUGCUGCCUCAGCCCCUGGCACCUGCCUUGAAAACAAAUUCUCAUAUUCCUAAUAAGAGAAGUGGAGGCCUGGUAACAAGUACUCCAUCUUCAGAGACAGCUGGUUUUGUGAUUGAUUUGUCCUCAGUGCAAAAAGCAUCUUGUGAAGAGUUACUUCCAAAUGUCAGCAGUUAUGCUAAUACAGAUGAAAUUGUUCCUGUAUCAGGUUUGCAAGAAAAUUCUUCACAUGAGUUUCCUUCGAACAGACCAGAAAUCUGUUGUAUUAUUAAGGCAUCACCAGGAGUUAGACAGAUGAAAAGUAAAGGUGUUAUUAUAAAGAAGAAGAGAUAUUCUCCUCCUAGAGAUAUUCCUCAAGAUAUUAUAACAAAAGCAAAUGGCAAGAUAUAACAGCUAUGGAUGAAAUUUUAUUACUUUGAAGAUAUGAAUGUGAACUCAAAGUCCUUAAAAGAAUGUCUACAUAAAAUUAUAUGAAAUGUCUACCUGAAGUUAUAUGAAAUUAAAAAAUUCAGAAUUC